AUGAAAUGUGAUUCUAAAUUCUUCUGCUUAAAUGUUCCAUUACCUUGCAGGCUUAUGUAGUUUCAGAACCGAAGAAUAAGAGGUCAUGUCUCUGCAAUCUCUUCAUCGUCGCGUCUUUGAUUUGCAGUGCUUACUUCAUUAGUAGUGCGAUUAUCACUAAGGAAUACAAAGAUAGAUUAUCGAGUUGGGAGGUGAUUAAUAUGCUUCAGAAUUCAAAAUCCGAUACGUGCCAGAUUCAAUGCAGGCCUCCGGGGAGUGAGGCGUUACCUCAAGGCAUUGUGGUCAAAACAUCAAACUUGCAAAUGCAGCCAUUAUGGCACAAUGGUGUAAACAACGCCAAUCCCGAGCCAUCUUCAAACUUGUUGGCCAUUGCUGUCGGAAUAAAGCAAAAGGAAAUUGUUGAUCGAAUUGUUAAAAAGUUUCCGGCAAGAGAUUUUGUUGUGAUGCUGUUCCACUAUGACGGUAUUGUGGAUGAAUGGAAAUAUUUCGAAUGGAGUGAUCGGGCCAUACAUGUGUCUGCAAUGAAUCAAACAAAAUGGUGGUUUGCCAAACGUUUCUUGCAUCCGGACAUAGUCGCUCAAUACAAGUAUAUAUUCCUCUGGGAUGAGGACCUGGGAGUAGAUAACUUUGAUCCAAUCCAUUAUUUGUCUAUUGUUGAAGACGAGGGACUUGAGAUAUCACAACCAGCACUCGAUCCUGUUAAGUCGGAGGUUCAUCAUCAGAUCACCGCACGCCAAAGGAAUUCAAGAGUGCACAGAAGGAUAUACAAGUUUAAAGGCAGCGGAAGGUGUGAUGGUCGCAGCACUGCUCCUCCAUGCAUAGGUUGGGUGGAAAUGAUGGCUCCCGUAUUCUCGAGAGCCGCCUGGCGCUGCGUAUGGUAUAUGAUCCAGAAUGAUUUGAUCCAUGCUUGGGGUCUCGAUAUGCAGCUCGGUUAUUGUGUGCAGGGCGAUCGUAUGAAAAAUGUCGGAGUCGUUGAUGCUCAGUAUGUAGUUCAUUUCGGUCUUCCUACCCUUGGCGUUAAGGAUGAAAACGAGGCAAGUAUUUCAUCGGAACAAUUUAAAUGGAAGGGUCUUAUCUUUGGUCUAGACAAUAUUACCCGACAUAUGCACGUCGGAUUUCACUACUAA
This is a messenger RNA of Hibiscus syriacus, 1127 nucleotides long. RefSeq lists its product as uncharacterized. The transcript is spliced from 11 exons. The record is from RefSeq and is a predicted model, not a curated record. The coding region runs from base 201 to 1127 and encodes 308 amino acids. NCBI's taxonomy places the organism in Eukaryota, Viridiplantae, Streptophyta, Magnoliopsida, Malvales, Malvaceae.